Molecule: messenger RNA, 1140 nt
Organism: Blumeria graminis f. sp. triticale
Lineage: Eukaryota; Fungi; Ascomycota; Leotiomycetes; Helotiales; Erysiphaceae
Source: the annotation of a GenBank genome assembly
AUGACCGACAAGCCAUCAGUUCUCAUAAUUGGUGGCUUGGGAUAUAUCGGGCGCUUCCUCGCCCUCUACAUCCACCAGAAUGAGCUGGCGUCGGAAGUGCGCAUAGUCGACAAAGCAGUACCGGAGAUAGCCUGGCUCGCCCCUGAAUUCCAAGAGGCCUGUUCAGAGCAAAAGUUUAUGCAGGCCGAUGCAAGCAGAGAGUCCUCUCUUCCAAAAAUCUUCAAUCGUGCCAAUGGACAGCAGUGGGAUUACGUCUUUAAUUGUGGCGGUGAGACCCGGCAUUCUCAGGAUGAAGAAAUCUAUCGUCUACGCUCACUGGACCUCAGUGUUGCUGUAGGAAAAGAGGCAGCCAAACGGGGCGUUAAGGCCUUCAUCGAACUUAGUACCGGCAUGGUCUACCAUCCCAGCUCGCGCCCAAGCAAGGAGACUGAUGAGCUCAAACCACGAAGCAAGAUAGCUACAUUCAAGCUGAUGGCAGAGAGAGAUUUAGCCAAGAUUGACGGAUUGAAUCUCAUCAUAGCCCGUCUCGCCGAGGUAUAUGGUGACUAUGAGCCUCGAUAUUUUGCCACUGCUCUCUCCCUUGCACGAGUAUAUCAACACUUGAACCAAGAAAUGAACUGGCUAGGAGCUAGAGAUCUUAAGGUUAAUACGGUCCAUGUUACGGAUACAGCUCGAGCCCUUUGGAAAAUUGCCGACUGGUAUGCUGCUCAAAAUAAGCCAAGAUGGAACGAGCAAACUAUGGGCAAAAUUCCAAUCUUCAAUAUCGUGGACAAAGGCGAGACUACUCAAGGUAUUAUGGCGGACUUCAUCUCGCAGAUUUUUGGAAUCAAGACAGUCUUCCAGGGGCAAGCGAUCAACCUGUACGCGCGCCUCAAUAUGGAUAACGUCGUGGAUGAUGUUAAUCAGCUAGUGCUUGGCCCUUGGGCACAUUUAAUCGAAGCAGCAGGUAUCACUAGACCCGGCCCCUUGACACCAUUCAUGGAAAAAGAACUUCUCAAGGAUUCUGAUUUGAGCAUGGAUGGGAGUAGAUUGGAAGAGGUUGUUGGUUUUGUCUUUCUUGAGCCGCGCAUCACUAAGGAGUUGGUUCAGUCUAUGAUUGAAAGUUAUAUCAAAGUCGGGUGGUGGCCAACAAAAAGAUGA